Gambusia affinis (western mosquitofish) is the source of this 2796-nucleotide messenger RNA. RefSeq names its product radical S-adenosyl methionine domain containing 1 (gene rsad1). The transcript is spliced from 10 exons. The record is from RefSeq and is a predicted model, not a curated record. NCBI's taxonomy places the organism in Eukaryota, Metazoa, Chordata, Actinopteri, Cyprinodontiformes, Poeciliidae. Gene Ontology annotation, molecular function: 4 iron, 4 sulfur cluster binding; coproporphyrinogen oxidase activity. Gene Ontology annotation, cellular component: cytoplasm. The coding region runs from base 820 to 1926 and encodes 368 amino acids. Gene Ontology annotation, biological process: porphyrin-containing compound biosynthetic process.
AACUCUCAUCUAAGAUCAAAUAAUUGGGUUUAAUACUAAAACUAGUAUUUUAAACAAAAUAAAUGAAUAGAGUUACAUAAUGAAACAUUCAGGAUAAAACAUGAGGCACAGCAGGAGUAAGCGUGAACUCGGUUCGAUACAACGCCCCCUACAUUAAAGGAUGGUUAUUUGAAUACAUAAAUAAGUUUUGUUCUGGUACAAUAGCGCCUCCGUGUGAUAAAAUUGCAGAACAUACCAAAAGGAAUUUAUUUGACGUAUUUCCUGUUUAGACAUACGUCACACCCUCUAAAACAAUGGACGGAAAGACAUGUCUAUGUUGAUUAUUUGUAACAUGGUUGUCAUAACAACCGGUGUUGUAAUGUAACGUCAGACAGCUAAAUGUGUCAGCAGGAUGAGAACAUACAUGUUCCGUAAAGCCAGUUGUGGCUUCUCACCGGGGCUGCGUCGGUUUUCCGACCUGAAAGUGACCGAACAUGUGCCUGAGAGUCCAGCUUCAGCUCGUCUCACUGAACAGGCGUCCUUAUAUGUGCACGACAGUUUUCAUAGAGGAUUAAUUGCCAUAGCAAUAGAACACUGAUGAGAACAGAGAUGUAGAGAACUACAUAGUUGGCUGAAGGUAAGAACUACAGAGAUAGCGGACCACUCAGUUCCUACAGAGAAGGCCAGAGCUUCCAGUUAGAACUACAGAGAUUCCCACCUUGGUGGAACAUUUACUACAGACAAGGUGGCAGAAGAGCAAAGGAAUGGCCCUAUUGUCUCCGACGGUGCACCUACUGCAAUUUUAACAAAUACAUACCCAAAGAGAACAACGAAGACAUCAUGGCAAAGUGUCUUCAGAGGGAAACUGAGACAUUGCUGCAGCUCAGUCAAGUGUCCUGCAUCACAUCUGUUUUUUUUGGUGGUGGGACUCCAAGCCUGACUCACCCAUCAACCAUCGCUAAGAUCCUUGAAACGGUUUCCAAGCAGGUGAAUCUCUCAGAUGAAGCUGAAGUCACACUGGAGGUAAACCCUACCCCUGUGGGAAUGUCAAAGUUAAAAGACUACCACCGUGUUGGGGUGAACCGUUUCUCCAUUGGCUUCCAGUCUCUGCAGGACAAGGACCUGAAAGGUUUGGGAAGAGACCACAACUCCCUGGAUGCUUUGCAGACUCUGGCAGAGGCCAGGAAGCUGUGUCCAGGUGGGGUGUCGGUGGAUAUUAUGUUCGGACGCCCCAACCAAACAACUGAAUUGUGGAGCAGAGAGUUGUCUGAGAUGCUGAGGGUGUGUGAUGACCAUGUGUCUCUGUACCAGCUGACCCUUGAGAGAGGUACUCAGCUGUUUAAACAGGUUCAGUCUGGACAAGUAACUAUGCCCACAGAGGAAAUAACAGCAGAGAUGUACCAAAGUGCCAGAACAACUCUCCAGCAGCACGGCUUUCAGCAGUAUGAAGUAUCUAACUUUGCUAAAAACAAUUCAGAGAGUCGUCACAACCUUAGCUACUGGACAGGAAAACAGUACGUCGGCGUUGGCCCUGGAGCACAUGGACGUUUUGUUCCCCUGGCGGAGGGAGGCGUUACCCGUGAGGCCCGGACACAGACCCUGGAGCCAAAUGUGUGGAUCCGUGAAGUCCAGCAGCGAGGACAUGGGACAAGAAGGCGGAUCCAGCUGGGCCAUCUUGAUCUUUUAGAGGAGGUGUUAGUGAUGGGAAUGAGAAUGACCAAGGGCAUUAAUCACAAGCACUGGCAGCUGUUUAGCCCUGAAUUAAGUCUUCUUGAAAUAUUUGGUGGAUCUCUUGAUGUCCAAGAGCUGCUGCAGAAGGGACUGCUGAUUCUUGAUGACAGGGGGUUGAGAUGUUCCUGGGAUGGUCUGGCCUUAUUGGACAGCAUGCUUCCUGUUUUGCUGGUGGAACUGGAUAGAUUUUUUUCCCAAAAAUUGGCAGCUAACUGACAAUGAAGAUCUAUAACACUUUAAGUCACAACCAUGUAAAAAAAAAAGAAUUUUCACAAUCCGUUGAAUUGUCUAAACAUGACACUUAUGUGUAAAAGAAUAAACUAUUUAUUUGUUUAAAAAAUAUGUCAGAUUUUGUACAAUCCGUUUUUUUUCUAGAAAUACUCAAACAUUUUUAUUCUGCUUUAUGUUUUUUUAAUGAAUAAUAUUUUGUAACCCUCUAUGCAGAUUUAACAGGAUAGUAUAUAUCAGUUCAAAAAGUGUUUUAUAUCUUCAAUUCUUUUCUUGCAGUCUUUUUAAGGUUAUUUUAAAUGCAACAAGACUAUGUUUAAUUUUAGAUGCUUUUUAUAAUAUUUGCUGCUUUAUUAAACUGGUGGAGAUAAUACUUUCAGUUUCACUUUUAUUUUUAAAUGAAGUGCCUGGAGUAUUAUUUAAUAAACUUAGAUUGGUUAAAAACAAUACUUUCUAUUUGGUUGCUACAUUUAUGUGCUAUAAAGCCUGAUAGAAGUAUAGACAACCUUUAAGAUUUUCCACUUUUUUAACAUUCAAAAACUUUUAUGUAUAGGUUUGUGAUUUUUUUUUUCUUUUUUGAUAGAGCAUUCUGUUUAUUACAGAAUUAAAAUGAAUGCAGAAACCUGACAAGAGAUAAUAAAUGUUUUACUUAAACAUAAAACAUGUUUAUGUUUUAUGAUGAAUUGAUGGAUUUUUCAUCAUUGAAAAAUUAAGUUUUUGAAUGAUGGAUUCUGAUCAUUGAACAUCCAUGAUCAUCGAUCCUCUUUGUCCAAUCUAACUGGACAUACCCCUGAAAAUUAACUACUGGUUUUUGUAAAUGUACGUAUUUGGAGAAUAAAAAUGUGAAGAAAUUGAAAA